Messenger RNA from Corythoichthys intestinalis (scribbled pipefish), 6547 nucleotides. RefSeq names its product cornichon family AMPA receptor auxiliary protein 3 (gene cnih3). Gene Ontology annotation, cellular component: synapse; dendrite; endoplasmic reticulum membrane. Lineage: Eukaryota; Metazoa; Chordata; Actinopteri; Syngnathiformes; Syngnathidae. Bases 467 to 949 code for a protein of 160 amino acids. Gene Ontology annotation, biological process: endoplasmic reticulum to Golgi vesicle-mediated transport; regulation of AMPA receptor activity. The record is from RefSeq and is a predicted model, not a curated record. The transcript is spliced from 8 exons.
UGCAGAUGAUGUGUUCUUUUCUCCCUCCUCAAACGAAUGGCGCAAGCAUCAGUUCGCCUCCUCUGGGUGGCUUUGCGCACCAAUUAAUCCGCCGGCGUCUUAUUUUGCUGAAUUUAUAUUUCAACAAUCUUGCUCAAGGCAUGAGCCUUCCGAUCCAGGAGGCGAACACCGCCGCUCGCCGAACGUGCCAAGUGGACUGACCUCGAACCAGUUUGGAUUUGUGAGUCGCAACACCCCUGCGUGGGAGACGCAGUGGACGCGCCGCUGUGAGGUUUUUGUUUUAUUUUUCAUUUUGUUUCUUUUUCUUCCUCCUGAUUCCUUGACAUGGGCGAAGUGAUGGUACCGGUACCACUUCGCCUUCUCGUGGCAGCGUGACAACUUUAAUGGUCACUACAGCCCUGUCUCUCUCUUUUUUAAUGGGCUCGCGCUGUUUCUGGGGAAUUACCCGCCGUUUUCUUUUCCAAUUAUGUUCACUUUUGCUGCCUUCUGCUACAUGCUGUCUCUGGUUCUCUGCGUGUCCCUCAUCUUCUUCGCAAUAUGGCAUAUAACAGCGUUUGAUGAGCUUCAAGCUGACUUCAAAGUGCCAAUCGAUCAAGGCAAUCCACUCCACGCGCGAGAGAGACUGCGAAAUAUUGAGAGGAUCUGCAACCUGCUGAGGAAGUUGGUGCUACCAGAGUACUCAAUCCAUGUGCUCUUUUGUAUCAUGUUCCUGUGUGCCCAAGAAUGGCUGACUGUUGGCCUCAACAUCCCCCUGCUCUUCUACAACACAUGGAGCCGGUACUUCCAUUCCCCAACGGAUACCAAGGAAUUGAUCUAUGACCCAGCUUCGGUUAUGAACGGCGACACACUCAAGUUCUGCCUGAAGGAGGCCUGGUGCAAGCUGUCCUUCUUUGUCCUGUCCUUCUUCUACUAUCUCUACUGUGUGUGGAACCUGGAAAUAUCCCUCUAAUAGGUCUUAUCAAUGGGAACACUUGAAAGUAUGAUCUACUCCCUGGUUACCUCAUAACAACUGACUUAUCAACAACUGGAGAGACAAAAAGCCUCUGGAUACACAAACUGCCAUUUUUUCAGAGCUCUUUUUGCAAGAGACAUGUAAAAGUAUGCUUUUUUUUUUUUUUUUUUUUUUUUGCUGCUUCCCUUUCAACUCAAAAGCAAAAGGACCUAGUAAUGCUCAAGUAUACACAGAAAAAAAAACUUUUAAAUGUUGAUUGGUCGUAGCGAGUUAAUCACUGCCUGCCUAAGAAAAGUAUCUCACACACACGCACACUGACACACACACUCACAUAAACAGCUUUUUCAGGAGUGGUGCAGUUAUGUACUGCCUAGUAGCAGUGAUGGUAGCGCAGAGGAUGAAAAGCACAGUAGCAUUUGCACAGUUUGUCUCAGGCACAGCAGUACUGCCCGACCCAGCCCAGCAAAGCAGUCAACCCCCUUUGGAACCUCACUGACAGUAGCAAGAGUGAGUCAGAGUGCGUGGUGGAAUUGUAUCACACUGCUAAAGGAAAAAAAAUAAUAUUCAGGAGAGGCACUGAGAGCAACACAUACACACAUCAUGACUUAGUGUAUUGGGCAUUUUGAUGUACUCUUUGCCAAAAGGCAUUUAAACAUAGAAGUACAGUAUACAGUAAAUGCCUUUCUUGUGUUAUUUUAAUGUUCUUUGAGAAAGCUUUUUCAAACUCCCAGCUAAAAGGCAAGCUUGUUAAAAAUCUCAUUUGCACAUGCACAGUGUUUGCGAUAUUUGGCUGUUUGUUCAUUAUUAUGUAUGAUACUUCAGGCACACAAGUGAAGGUCUUCCAAGUAUGUAAAAUUGAAAACAGGGAAGCAAUUGUAUGUGACAAUUUUCUAGUGCAAUUUAAACAAGGGACCAAAACGCUUUUUGGGGUAAUUUAUUGAGAGUGAGAUUUUAUUGCAUCCAUAUUUAUCUAAAUGAAUAGUUCAUCCAAUGUUAAGAAUGAAGCACAAAUGUACAUGGUUGGAGUAAUGGAGUCUGUCAUUCAUCCAUUCAUUUAGCCAGGUUGAUGGCUUACCUUUUUAUAGGCACCAACCACUUUACGGCCACAGCUCCAGUCGGCCAACUCAGCAAUUGAGGCACGGAAUGUGGUCCGCUUGGGCACAGUUUCACCCUUCGACACCUGGACAUGAGCAAAGUUCUGUUGGAGGUUGGAGUCUAACCUUCUUCUGACGAGGGCAAAACGUUCCCAGGAAAACUUCACAAAACAAUAGCGUCUUCCGGGUGGCACUGGCUGACCCAAAUCCCCUAUUCCCUCCCACUAUGGAGAGGUGGGUAGAGUAGCCAACUAUUUUACUCAAGUGAGAGUAGCGUUACUUCUAAAUAAUAUUGCAAAAGUAAAAGUAGUAAACCAAAAAUUUACUCAAGUACAAGUAAUAAAAUUAUUCGUUGAAAAGAAUACUCAUGUAAUGAGUAGCAUUGUAACCGCUUACAAUGUCAGAUUUUUUUUAAAUAAUGUUUUUUUCUCACUACAACUUCAUCUAUAUGAACUGUUGUUAUUAUACUGUACUAUAAUUUAUGACAUGACCAUAUUAGGCCAAAAAGAUGACAUAAAAAUCAUAAAAUUUAGACCAGAACAACACAAUGAAACAUCACUAGUCUAAGGAGCAUUAGUGCCCUCUAAUGGAGUAAAAACAUGGUUAUCUCUGAAUGCUAUAGAGUCAUGUAGUUAAAGUUGCGACGCGCACUCGACCCACCUCUGCGAUUUGGUACAUACUGACGGCACGGUUAGCACGUCUUUUUUACAGUUCUGAGAUCGAGAGUUCAAUCCCGGGCUCUGGCCUUUCUGUGUUGAGUUUGCAUGUUCACUCCGUGCCUGCGUGGGUUUUCUCCGGUGUCCCUCCACAUCCCCAAAACAUGCAUGGUAGGCUGAUCGAACACUCUAAAUUAUCCCUAGGUUUGAGUGUGUGUGCAAAUGGUUGUUUGUCUCCUUGUGCCCUGCGAUUGGCUGGCAACCGAUUACGAGGGGUAUCCCCACCUCGGGCCAUGUAAAGAGGGUUGCGACACUCUUUAAUCUCGCUGCCGGGGUCACGUGGUUCAUCUAGGGCGUGAGUAGUUCCAAGCAAAAGCAGCGCUGUAGUGGUUUUCAAUGGAACUGACAGUGAUAAUUGCGACAUUUAUGGAAAAAUAGAUAAAAUCACUAAUUUUAGCUAAACUAAACCCGUACCUCUUUAGAGGCAUUUUUCAUUUAGUUUGGACCCAAGCAACACAAAAUGAUGACAAGGCAGGAACAAAAAUGUAAUAUUUUCCUCAACAUGGUGUAAUGUAUAACAAUAACAACUUAUUACCCUUUGAUGAAGAAAAUCAUAUUUUUUAUUGAACAAAUGGUGAAAUAGGUCCCAUGGUUCAUUGUUUACACCUAACAUGUUAUAGAUCAGUGGCCUGUGAUGGUUGGCUGUGCAGCAUUGUUCCCCAAGGACCAAGAGCAGCAGAAAAAAAUGGAUGGCAAUAGUCAGCUGUCAAAACAUGAAAUAAAAGCAUAGGCGGAGUUUGACUUUUGGGCCGGGGGGGGGCACAACAUGUUGAUGACCCCAAAAGGCAGUGUCAGCAAUAAAAUUCACUUACAAGAAUAUUUAUAAUAAUAAAUUGAAAAUGAGCGUUUUUUUGUUUCCCAUCAUUCAUGAGCUGAAUUCUAAAUCAGGCUGAUUAGGACAGCUAUACUUUUCGCCAACAUCAUCAUUCAUUGAAUAUGGUACGCCCGCCGGUGAAAUGCCAAUGUAGUUACCCUAGUCAAAAAUUGUAUCCCCUGGGCGGAGCCAUAUGGAGGUAGAUUUGUGUCUUUUUCGAUCAAAAUGAAUGUGUUUGAAUGCAAAAAUUAAUUUGAAACUCAAAAAAAUGCAUUUGAAAGCUAUUUUUCUUUGGGAUAUUUUUUUUGUUGUUGUUCAUUGACGUAAUGUUUUUCGUUUGGGCCACAUUUUGGCUAGGACAUUUGUGUCUUUAUUAUUCAAUCAAAAAAUAAGUUGCUUCAAACACAAAAUAUAUAUUUUCAAAUGAAAGAUCACUUCAAUCAAAAAAGAAAAUUUUCAAUCAUAGAAAAAAAAGGCUCAAAUAUUUGCAUUUGAGCACAUAAUUUUCAAUUUAAAAAGUUCAUUUUAGCAAUCGGUUUUGUGUUUGGGCCAUAUUACGGGUAGGACAUUUGUGUCUAGAUCAUUCAAUCCCCCAAAAAGUUGCAGCAAUCCAAAAAAAAAAAAAAUUUUUUUCAAACAAAGAAAAAAAAUCAUUAAAAUAAUAUUGCCCUCCCCUAAUUUAAAAAAUAAAUAAAUAAUAAUAUGCAAAGCAAAUGACCGUCUAAGGUGCUAGUAACAUGAUCUGUUCGAAAAAUAAUUUUGACCCAUUAUAAAAAAAAAAAAAAAUGUGUUCAUUUCAUUCAUUGUUUUUUUGUUUGCUUUAUUGCUUUACAAAUUUUAUAUAGAUAGGAAAGUCAGUUACAUGCAAUGACACUUUUCGGCCACCGAGGGGGGCCUGGGCCGGGAGGCCUUAAACUCCGCUUAUGAAUAAAAGGAUUUUUUUGUAUGUUUGUUGCUACUUAAAAAUGGGCUUAGUGCCCACAGCCAGCAGUCACCAUCAGCAGGCACCAGCAGCUAUCCCCAGCAGAAGCAGCAAGCAGCAUGAUAUGAAUCAUGAAAAUUUAACCUAAAAAUAAUAAAACACAUUAAAUCAGUUUCUAUUAUAAAUUUGUGUCUAUUAUUUGUUGACAUAACUUUUCAAGUUUAUACACAUCUCUAAAAUAUAAUAAUGUCAAACAUUUGUGUGUAAAAAGUACAAGUUGUCAUGCAUUGACUUGGUACUCUUCCAUGAGGGUGAUACCUUAGUUCAAAGCUUACAAAAUCAAGCUAAUAAGCAUGUGAAAGCCGGUCGUCUACCAAUACUCACAAAUACAGAUGAGUGUGUACAUCACAAAGGGUCUCUGAAAGAGUUGCCAAUUUAACCCUUUAUUGCCAAAUGUAUCACAUUUGAUACACCUAAAAUUUCAUGAUUUGGGACUAAUUCAGAAUUUUGACAUUUCUUUUUGGGGAAAAAAAUGAUGGAUGCAAGUCAACACAUGCAUCUGCUGUUUCCAUGAGAAAAAAAACAGGAAUUAGCGAGGGUUAUAGAUAUUACAGCGCUUAUUACACAUAUUCAUUUUGACUUUUCUUUUUACAAAUUUGAAAAAAAAGGUUUCAUUAAGACCAUAUUUUUCUAAUUUUGGGAUUCACUGAUAAUUGCUUCAUGUUGCAGGUAUUUAAGGGUUAAAAGAGGUAGUGACUUUUUAUUUAUCCCUGGCGAGACAUUCCCGUUUAGCAGAGCCAGCUUAAAAAGUAGGAUAAAAUCGCUCGUCAACCAAGAUAAAAUAUAUGUAUAAUUACGCCACGCACAUACAAAUAAAGCUCAACAUAUACAUCAUAAAGCGCUUCAGAUAGAAUACAGACUUGAAAAUUCAAAAGGGAUAAUUAUUUUCAUCAACUUGCCUCAGAAAAUACUCGACAACGAGUCAUUCGUCUGAAUGCGGUCCGCCCUCGUCGCAGUGAUGUUUGGAACUACCCGAGGCUCCACUACCUGGAAGAACCCGGAAGUAAAAUCGUAAAAUGGAUCCCUCUGGGAGUGUCGCAACCCUCUUUACAUGACCCUGCCCCCGCCUACUGCUCAUAGUUAGCUGGGAUUGGCUCCAGCACCCCUGUGACAAUGGUGAGGAAAAGAUGCUCGGAAAAUAAAUGAAUGAAUGAAUGAAUGAAUAUAGGCACAAAUAACAGUCACAGUCAGUCUGUUCCCCCACCUGAAUGUGCAGGAGAGGCUACUCACUAGUUUACUGGAGUGAACCACAAAGGACAGGCACCGAGUCGGAGGCCAAUAAAUAUGCCAACAUCUGCUCGCCGCAUCUCACUGUGGGCAACUCCAUAGUGGAAUAACAUCUAACCCCUCUUUAAAGGACUGGCACCACAGCCCAGGCUGUGUGUCCAGAUUAAGUCGACUAUAUCCAGUCGGAACAUCUCAAACUGUACACACAGUCUCUUUCCCUGCCAGAGAGCCAACUUCUGUCGCUAGGGAUUGGACCGCCUUAGGCCACCGACCACUCCGCUUUGCCCUCAUCCCCUGUCCGGCUAAACUCCCAUCAGUGCAGGCCUGGCAAACAGGUGCUCGUCACUGUGCCCCGCCUCUAGACCCGCAUCCAGGCGUGUGACCCGUUGAGGAAACACGCCACCUAAACAUCAGACUUAUCUUAGGUCACUCAUUGAAAUUCUAAUAAAAGCAACUGUAGCAAGUGAUAAUCACGUCACCUCCACCGACACUAUAUCCACCAUCAAUGCUUGCUAUAUUAUUCAUGAUUCUCAUAAAGUAAGAUAUUAUCUCUAUUAAUAGGUCACACAGAAAAUAUUAUAAUUUUCGUCAAUGCAGGCAUUUCAUGAAUAUAGACUGCAUCUUCUAUGUUUCCUAGUCCAAACCACCUCGGGUCCCUGUUCCUGCCAACAUGGAGGAAAGUCCUGCACUCCAACCCCACCCCUGUAUUUUGUCCUCUUCCAAUUCUAACAUUUUAUAUCCUUAUUGUGGAUGUGAAUUGAA